AUGAAUCACACGAGCAGUCUUGUAGGAAAGGCGUGCAAAUGCAGUCAGAGACACUGUAAAUGCUGGCUGUUUGCUCUCUUUCGUGUCGGAUCAUAGCUGUCCUCCUCUAGCUCAAAAUGGGUUAGAGGGAGGAUGCCUGCCUGGAUUAUCCACUUUCAACACUUUGCGAGGAUGUGGAAUUGGAAUAUCUGUUUUUGCAGAGGCAUCUUGACAAAGACAGAGAGAGAUAAUAUAGAUAGCAUUUGAAAUAUAUCUCCACUGUUCUUCGUUUUCUUUCCUUGUUUAUUUUUUUGAGAAAUGAUUGCAGAAUUCGUUUGCAGCGCCGUGGCUUUGGUCCUCUAUGUCAACACUCUGGGCGCCGAUUUCUGCUACGAUGACAGCCGUGCGAUCAAAACCAACCAGGAUCUGCUACCAGAGACUCCGUGGAUCAACAUCUUCUACGAUGACUUCUGGGGCACCCUGCUCACCCACAGCGGCAGCCACAAGUCCUACCGGCCCCUGUGUACCCUCUCCUUCCGCCUCAACCAUGCCCUGGGUGGCCUGGAGCCCUGGGGCUACCACCUGGUCAACGUGGGCCUCCAUGGGGCCGUCACGGCCCUCUUCACCUGGCUGGCCCGCUUGCUGCUAGGAGAGGGCCUGUGGAGCCUCCUGGCUGGGUUAUUGUUCGCCUCGCAUCCCAUCCACACAGAGGCGGUGGCGGGCGUGGUAGGCCGUGCCGACGUGGGCGCCGCCCUCUUCUUCCUGCUGUCUCUGCUGUGCUACGUGCGUCACUGCGCCCUGCGAGGGGGCCCUGCGGGGCCCUGCAGGCUGGGGGCCUGGCUCCUGGGCAGCCUGGGUUGUGCUGCCUGCAGCAUGCUGUGGAAAGAGCAGGGGGUGACGGUAUUGGCCGUGUCGGCACUCUAUGACGUCUGUGUGUUCCACCGGCUCAAGUUGCGUCAGGUCAUCAUGCUCUUCUACAAGAGGAGGAACGUCCACCUGCUGUUGAGUGUGUUGCUGUUGGCUGCCUGGGGGGCUGUUCUGCUGGUCUGCCGCCUUUACUGGAUGGGUAACAAACCACCCAACUUCUCCAACUCAGACAACCCAGCGGGGGACUCCCCGUCCCUUCUCACCCGAGCACUUACCUUCCUCUACCUGCCCGCUGUCAACAUGUGGCUCCUCCUCUGCCCGGACACGCUGAGCUUCGAUUGGUCCAUGGACGCCUUGCCUCUGAUCAGAGGCAUUGUCGAAUGGAGGAACCUUCAUACCGUGGCCUUCUAUGUGGGACUGCUCCUCCUGACUUGGUUUGGGCUUUGCACCCGCCGGGUCAAGGGCAAGGAGACCAACGGAAAAACCCAUCAUGUAACCAACGGCAACGGGAAGUCCAACACCAAUGGACACAGCUAUUACCACCCUGACCUUCCCGACCACACAAACUCUGAAACAGAACCUCACCCUGCCAGUGCACAAAACGGUACCAAAAAGCAUUACGUCACGAGGACUCGACUGCCCACCACUGAGAAUGUAGUGGCGUUCUCCUUGGGCCUACUGGCCAUCCCUUUCCUCCCUGCCACCAACCUGUUCUUCUACGUGGGCUUUGUGAUAGCAGAGAGAGUACUGUACAUCCCCAGUAUGGGCUUCUGUCUGCUGCUGGCGGUGGGGCUGAGGUCCCUGUACGUGCGGCUGAGGCGGAGGUCGUCCAGGACUGUGGUGGUGUACUGUAGCGCUGCCAUGGUCCUGCUGUUUGGAGUUAAAACGGUGCUGAGGAACCAGGACUGGCAGAACGAGGAGAUGCUCUACAAGUCAGGAAUAUACGUGAAUCCUGCUAAAGCAUGGGGCAAUCUUGGAAACGUCCUAAAGAACCAGGGCAAGAUGGCGGAGGCGGAGCAGGCGUACAGGAACGCCCUCUACUACCGCCGGAACAUGGCAGACAUGCUGUAUAACCUCGGUUUGCUGCUACAAGAAAACAACAAGUUCUCUGAGGCGCUCCACUACUAUAAACUGGCCAUUGGGAGCAGGCCAACUCUGGCUUCAGCCUACUUGAACACAGGGAUCGUCCUGAUGAACCAGGGGAGACUGGAUGAAGCCAAGAGGACCUUCCUGACCUGCGCCGAUAUCCCCGACGAGAACCUGAAAGACCCCCACGCCCACAAGAGCUCCGUUACCAGCUGCCUAUACAACCUGGGCAAGCUGCUCCAUGAGCAGGGGCACCAGGAGGAGGCCCUCACGGUGUAUAAAGAAGCAAUACGGAAAAUGCCAAGACAAUUUGCACCUCAGAGCCUCUAUAACAUGAUGGGAGAGGCCUACAUGAGACUGAACAAGCUGACCGAUGCCGAGCACUGGUACAAAGAGUCCCUGAGAGCCAAGCCAGACCACAUCCCAGCACACCUGACCUAUGGCAAACUCCUCGCCCUCACGGGUCAGAAGACCGGAGCAGAGAGGUACUUUCUGAAGGCCAUCCAACUAGACCCCACUAAAGGAAAUUGCUAUAUGCACUAUGGUCAGUUUUUGUUGGAGGAGUCUCGUCUUCUGGAAGCGGCUGAGAUGGCUGAGAAGGCGGCGCGUCUGGACAGCGGGGAGUUUGAUGUUGUCUUCAGUGCAGCCCACAUGCUCAGACAAGCCAGUCUCAACGACGCAGCCGAGAAGUAUUACGGACAGGCAGCCAGCAUAAGACCUAACUAUCCAGCAGCCCUGAUGAACCUGGGGGCCAUUCUCCAUCUCAACGGGAAGCUGCAGGAGGCGGAGACCAACUACCUGCGAGCGUUGCAGCUGAAGCCAGACGACACCAUCACCCAGUCUAAUCUGCGUAAACUGUGGAACAUAAUGGAGAAACAGGGCCUGAGGACAAUGGGGCCGUGAGUUAACUCACCAGCCAGUCAGCCAUCUGUGCAGCAGGCCUGGGGAAGAAGUGGCCCGCUGCUCCCUUGGAGGAGAAACUGGGGUAGUGAGGAUAGAGGAGGACAGCAGAAAAAUGCACAAGACUGCAGAACGCUCCUUGUGACUCUACACUACUCCUCAGGCCAGGAGUAGCUUCCCUGGGAGGCUGUCCGUUGUGAGGAGCACUACCUUUGAAUAAUGUCUUCCUGGAACUUUGUCCAAAAUGUGUGCUCUCCCAGGGUCUGUGAAUCUCUACCAGAGCACUUAAUUUGAAGUGGGCCAUAGGUUCAUACUUGAAGGUCUUGUGAUUUAAUUAGGAAUUGAAUUAGUUAUAGAUGCUUAUAGGAUCAUGUAGGACAACGUUUGUCCUGGCGCAGAGUCCCAAGGCGCUGCCCUCCGAAGCAGGAACGCCGAAUUAAGUUUCUGGUCUAAUGAAAGUUGUGUUCAUUGGCUUCUGUGCACAUCAGUGAAACUCAUGGCAUGAUAUAGGACAUAACAGCUUUAACAAUACAUUCUCAAAUUGAACUCAACUAGUGGUGGCCAGGACUGACGAAUCAUUCAUUGUGAUUGUUUAUGAGAUUUCACUGAUUUAACAUGUUGUUGGACAUUGAGACCUACAGCUCCUGCAAAGAGAUGUAGCAGAUUGUUGAGCAUCGUUGAGUGAUUCAAAAAAGUAACCCACUGAUCGAUAUCGUCUUAUAAAUAACACUUCCACAAGAGAAAACAGAUACCGUAUAAAUGGAACAUGUGCUCUCAGGGUACAGUCAAGGAGCGCUCUGAGGAUUUCCCACCCUGAAACAUAAUGAACCCAGAGAAUAUCAUUUGCCAAAAGACACAGUGUUAGUUGUGAGAGAAAAUACCAAUAAGAUAGUUUGAAGGAAAGGUGAAAUGAAUUUGAGCUGGAGUUUCUGUCAUUAUUUGCUAACUCUAUCAUGCCUUACUAUGUGAAGGCGCAAAACUAUUCCAUGUAAAUGUAGCAGUGAAUUUCAAAUUGCUUCUCUAGGCUUGUUGUUUCAUAGAGUGACAUAACAUGGCUCCUGUGUAGGUCAGAGCCAUAUAUUAAGAUGAGUAUAUGGCUCCUGUGUAGGUCAGAGCCAUAUAUUAAGAUGAGUAUAUGGCUGCUGUGUAGGUCAGAGCCAUAUAUUAAGAUGAGUAUAUGGCUCCUGUGUAGGUCAGAGCCAUAUAUUAAGAUGAGGAUAUGACUCUGGUGUAGGCUACUCAUGUCUCCUUGGAUAAUUUACUUCGAGGAAGGUAGCUAAUGUGUUUUGAAAGGAAAUGGCAAAUUACCUUCCCAUGGUACUAACAUUAGCCCCCCCCCCCAUCAGCUGACAUGCUAGUUGGAGGUUUGGACAGCAGCAGAGGACUGAAGGCUUCCCCUCCCUUCGCAAUACAAGACAUGAUAAGAGGACAGUUGGAAGUCAUCGUUGAUGUCUGAAAUCUUAUAACCAAGUAGCCGUCAAACCGAUGCACUCCAUUACAUAACAAUGCACAGUCAUAGUUUGUCUGAGGGAAUCUUUUAAUGCAAUAUUGCUUUGUUUGAAAAUGUUCCUUUUCUUUUACUUGUAUGUAUAUAUGGAUUUGAAUAUAUACAGUAAAAACCUACAUACAGUAUAAUAGACAAUAGUCUGACUUGCAAGGGAAGGUCAGUGCCCACCCAGCAAGUUCAGUAUCUGUAAGAUAUGAAUCAUUUUUCCUAGCAUCAAAACAUCAUGUUCUCUCACUCUUUUCAGUCUUACAUGUCAAUAUUGUAUAUAUUCUGUGUAAUUUACAUCUACUUGGUUGUUGUCAAAAAACAUUUUUUACCACCGUUUAUUAACUGUAUCUCCAACUUGGAAGAAACUUUAUUUUGGAGAAACAAAUAAUCCCGCUAUGACAUUUAUGUUUGUUGUAAAGAAGCCCACAGCCACCGGGCGGUUGAAUAUUUGUAAGUUAUUUCUUUGUGUUAUCUUGGCAUAUAAACCAGCUGGCACUGUGUUACAUUUCCAAGUGUAUGUUGAAGAUAAGAUUAGUAAGAUAAAAUAAGUAUUGAUCCAUUUCACUUUAUGAAAUGUGAUAUACCUGUACACGUUUGUCUAGAAGACUUUUCCUUGCGAUUCGGGCUGAAAAAAUACAACCAUUUGACUCCGAAAUUCGAACAGAAGCAUCUUAAUUUCGCUCAAAUACUUGCACUUGACACAAAGAAAACAAAGUUCAUGAUAAUUGAAAUGACUAGCAAAACGCCAAAAGUAUUUAAACAUAGCAUUUUCUUGUGCUGUGCUCUUCCCUACACAGUGACCCCAUCCUCAGAGGUCAUAUCCAGUGCUUUAUGGAGUUAGUAGUAUGAUAGUUGCCUUGUUCUUUUUGAACAUUGAGCAUGUAUGAGCCCUGUUCCACUCUGUACGUAACCUCUGUUCUCAUGUCUGUCUGUCUUUUGAAAGCACAGCACGGCCGUCUGUCUGUCCGGCUGGAGCUCGAUAGCUCUACUGGUUCUUACUGUCGUAACGGUUGUGUUUGUCUCGACUGCAUCAACACUCUGGUGUAUUUUGCUAUGAUCACCAUGUCUAUCUGUCUGAUAUAAUGAAGUGUUGAGCUCGGUUAUCACCAUGAAGUAUUCUACCCUCACACCUUCUCCCCAACACCACCAUCCCCCAUCACAAGUUGUGCUAAUUUGUCUUGUGUAUAAAGUGUUGAUGAACAAACGAGAGUGUGUGUCUGAAGAUGGAAAUAAGUGUUUCAUUCUGUGUCUCUGCUCAGGGAUUUCAAGCGGUGGGUUGUAUUGCAGACUCAUGCUCACAGAGCACUCAGAGUUUCUAAAGUUAUAUUUUUGGAAAGUUGUAUUUGUAUAAAUUAUCAAGAUUUGUAGCCUUUGCUUUUUUGUAAUAUAAAAAAAAACGUGCCAGAAUAGACUUUCCCAAUGUUUCUUUUUUUCCACAAUAAAAUAAUGGUGUUCUGCUUUCA
Molecule: messenger RNA, 5790 nt
Organism: Oncorhynchus kisutch (coho salmon)
Lineage: Eukaryota; Metazoa; Chordata; Actinopteri; Salmoniformes; Salmonidae
Gene: tmtc2b
Product: transmembrane O-mannosyltransferase targeting cadherins 2b
Exons: 12
Coding region: 298-2835 (845 amino acids)
Biological process (GO): protein O-linked glycosylation via mannose
Cellular component (GO): endoplasmic reticulum membrane
Molecular function (GO): protein binding; mannosyltransferase activity
Source: RefSeq, a predicted model, not a curated record